Molecule: messenger RNA, 1088 nt
Organism: Arachis ipaensis
Lineage: Eukaryota; Viridiplantae; Streptophyta; Magnoliopsida; Fabales; Fabaceae
Source: RefSeq, a predicted model, not a curated record
ACUCCCCUCACAGCACGCACACCCAGACUCUGACGGAAAAAAGAAAGAAAGAAAAAGGAAAGAGAGAAAAGGGGAGACUGCGAGAAGAGAAUGGAGGAGGAAGGCGGGAGCUGUCCACGCCGAGCCACCAUGCGAGGAGAGAGAGUCGCACCUCAUCACCGCCGGCCUGGAGCACGCCGUUCGUGUCCCGUCGCGUUGCCGCCAGCCGCGUCCAGCUCGUUACAGUUGCGUCGCCAUCAGAGGCCAGAACCGAGAGAGGUGCGUCCGAGAGGAGGGACGAGUGCGAGAGAGGAGACGCGGAAGAAGGACUACCGCCGUUCUGCCUCGCCGCCGUCGAACUGCCACAGCCGCCGUGCCUUGUCUUCGUCGCCGCUAAGCUUCAACUGCCGCCAUCUCUGUUGGGGGUCACCGUCAUUGCUGAAUGAAGAGGGAGAGUUUGAGUCGGCCAGUGAAGGGAGGAAGAAAGAGUCGCGAUGGAGGAGCCGUUCACCAUCGUCGCGUCUGCUGUUGCCAUCAACAGAGCUCCUCGUCAGGGGAGCAUCACCGACGUCACUACUAAUGAACCGUCUCCGUCCCUGUUGUGAUCUUGCUCAGCCCUACGCCCCCUUCAUUCUUGUCUCUAAAUCAGCACAAUUUUUCCCCUGUUCUGACUCCAUGUAUGAAACUUACUAUCGCCCUACUUUUGUUGCGUUUCUGUUGGAAAUUAUCUUGAGUACUGGUAUUAGUGCUAUCAUGGAACGGUUGGAGCUGUUGAUGUUAUGAUUACAUCUGCGAUGUAGCCGUGGAAGUUGCUGCCACCGCCUCGAUCCAAAUUCUGCGCUCAUUCAUUUCAUUUUACUUCAAUCCUCUUCACCUUGGAUUCUGGCACUCCGGGUUCGAUAUCUUCAGUCCUUUAGGACCAUGUUGUGAGUAGGCUUUACAUUUAUAAUGGUUUGGUUUUACGUCUAUAAUUAUUUUGAUAUAUGGGACUUUGAACUUAGUUAUACUCACAAAAAUUAUUAUCAAAUGAUUUUAAAUUGGUUUUACUAAUUGAUUUAUUAGAACUAAAUAUUUAUCCUUGUGAAGCUCAUUUUAAUAUGCACAUGAGA